AGCGCGGGAUAGGGUGAAGCAGAGGGCCAGAGAGCGAGGUGCCGUCUGAAGCCACGGUCGCACGCUCUUGUUUUCCUCUCUCUCACUCUCUCACUCACUCCCACACACGCCACACGCCUCCCCACACAACCUCCGCCCCGCCCCGCCCUCGCCAGCCCUCGAGAACCAUGAAGACGUCGCUGUUACUGGUCCUAGGGCUUCUCUGCCUAGCCGCUGCGAAGCCCCACAAUGAGGGGAAGAGGAACCACCAGCCGAAGAGGACACGGGAACACAAGCUAACGAACCGGAUGGAACAUGACCACCAUCGCCGCGAGCACGUGCAGCCCCACAAGACGGAGGCCCACCACGGGAAGAAAGCCCAAGCCCGCCGCCCUGUAGCCCCCGCCGCCGCUAACCCCGCCCAGGGACAGCACGAGAUCAAGAAGGACCUCCACCUGCAGCACAUCACCGAGCAUAACAUCGAGAAGAAACACGACGAUAAGCAGUGGGUGAGGGAAGCCACCACAGCAGGGAAACACCAUCUACUGACAAACCGCGUGCCGAGUGGUGACAAUACCCACUUACUGACCAACCGCACCCCGCAGGUCCCCUCCUCCUCCUCCUCCUCCUCCUCUUCCUCCUCCUCCGCCUCCUCUUCCUCCUCUUCCCCCUCCUCCCCCGCCCCCUCUUCCACCACCCCCGGCUCCCCAAACAAUAGUGACAACAAUAACAACACGAAGACUAAGGUGGACGGCAUCCCAAUGGAGUCUGAGCGUCUGAUCCAUGUCACCCCACGCCCUCCAAAGGCCCACAAGGUAAACAAACCCCUGCACCGCCCUGCCUCCCCUGCCGCAGCCCAGCCCUCGCCCGCUGCCCAGCCCGGAGCCCCCGCCAACAAGGGAAAGGCCCACAAGCCCCCCAAGAAGUUCAGCACCAAGAAACACGGGUGGAAGAAGAACAUGCGCAAGGAGAAGGCCAAGGACAAGGUGAAGGAGAAGAGGGAGAGGAGGGAAAAGAGGAAUAAGGCUCUCCACCGCGCCAUCGCAGCCAGGCAACUCUAAGGCCCAGGUUUCGAACGCUGAAUAGUGAUGAUGGUGGUGGUGGUGGUGGUGGUGAGUGUUCUGGAGUUGUGAUGGUGUUGUAUGUGGUGAUGGAUUGCUAUUUAUUUUGAGAUGACUUGUGUAUUUAGACGUUUUUGUGACUGCCAAUACACACAAACACACACACACACAUGCAUAUGGAUACACAGGAUUUGAUUAGUUCAUUUUGCUAAAAAGGUGUUCUAAUACAAAAUAUAAGUUAUCACCAAAAGUCAAGGCAACAUCACACAAGACAGUAUUAACUUUGCCAGCAGUAUUAAUAUAAUUGCUCAUAAUUUACACACACACACACACACACACACACACACACACACACACACACACACACACACACACACACACAUCAUCAUAAUAUGAAGGAAAAACCCAAACAUGAAUUAACAACACACAAACACAUAUCUCUAACCAAACCCAACUUUAUAACAUGAAAAAGAACCAAAGACAGUUCCUCAAAAACACACACACACACACACACACACACACACACACACACACACACACACACACACACACACACACACAAGCUUAUUACCAAUACUUGGGUACUUAUAAAACAAAGUUAGAAAACUGUCUAGAAAUAAUCUAUAUAGUACAUACAUAUUACCCUGUGUUUUAUAGAAGGAAGAACAGUACUACUGAUAAUUUCUCAUAUGCCAAAAGUACAGGAGGUGAGAUUUGCCAGUUUACUUCAUCUAUAGAAUUAAAAAAAAAUAAUUCACCAGUCAGCUAUGCAUCAACACAAUCACGAACUGAGGCUGCGAAGGAUACACCUCAAGUUAAUGAUACACUAGAGGAAGCAUAACGCACUUUUAUAUGUAUACAAACACACACACGUAAACUCCUGUGUAAUUGAUAUUUAUAUUCUCCUACGAACCUAACCUUGCAUACAUAAAUGAGUACGUACGUAGCAUUCCAAGUACCACUAAGUAUGUGAUUAAUGGCUAAUAACUACUUAAACUAAUUAUUAUUAUACUAACUACUAUUCUAUUAUCCCUGCCAAACCAGUAUGCUUUUUUUCUCAACAUGAAUAUAUAAUAGACAUGAAUUAGAGAGAAAGAGGGAGAAAUAAGUGUAGUUAUGUACCAGCCAUAGUACAGUUAUUCAUUAGUCAUUGUACUUUGAUUCUCUCAGCGGUAAUCUUUAGAGUAGGAAUGAGAGAGAGAGAGAGAGAGAGAGAGAGAGAGAGAGAGAGAGAGAGAGAGAGAGAGAGAGAGAGAGAGAGAGAGAGAGAGAGAGAGAGAGAGAGAGAGAGAGAGAGAGAGAGAGCAUGAUUUGACAUAGAAAAAAAAAUCAUCAGAUACUAAAGAAAACAAAACUCUGUCUUGAAAGUUGACUGUAAUCAUAAGAAGUGAAAGAAAAGCCACAGUAAAUUAUAUAUGAAAAAAAAAGUAUAUCAAAAGUCAUCUUUGAUUACAUUAGAGAGAAAGAAAGAGUAAUGUAACUUAGGUGUCUUUUCAGUAUUGUUAUAAGUGGAGGAGAUAGACAAUGGCAGACAGACAAAUAUAUGUGAUGCAUUGUCCUGGAUAUCAUCAUUGUAUGGGUGGCAGAGAGAGAGAGAGAGAGAGAGAGAGAGAGAGAGAGAGAGAGAGAGAGAGAGAGAGAGAGGAGAGAGAGAGAGAGAGAGAGAGAGAGAGAGAGAGAGAGAGAGAGAGAGAGGAGAGAGAGAGAGAGAGAGAGAGAGAGAGAGAGAGAGAAUGAAAUAGUCAGGUGUCUCAGAAUAGAAAUCAACAGAAUAUUAGGUAAUCAAUUCAAUGGUCAGAAAACCAGAGGAAUACAAGAGGUGAUGUAGAUGGCUUUCAAAAUGGGGACAGAAAUACACAGAAAAAAGAAUAAUUAACAGUGAAGUAGCCAAACUCCACAACACACUUAGAAGAGGCAGUCAAUUCCAGGGCACUACAAAUGUUCUCCAGCUGCCUUGGGUCCUCAGUGGGAGAUCCAAAUAGUUAGUGGGAGACUUGGAUAACCCAGUAUAUUAGCUUAGCUGUAGGAUGGACGGCUAUCCACUUGAUGUGUGGGUGUGUGUACUGUAUAUUAUCAUUAUUAUUAUCCAGCCUCAGCUUCAUCUGUGCUAGUGUUUGAAUCAAGACAAUGCCCGCCCCUCCUCUGCUGUUCAAUUAAGGCUUGGUGCCCUGAUCCCCCUGCUGUUGUUUUCAUAGAGAAAACAGUCUCCUGCCUCUUCCUGGUGACACUCCCUUGACUUAACCCUCCCUUGAGGCCUUCAGUCACACCCAAACAUGAAACACAGACUUGCUACAUUUACUCAAACACAUUCAGACUCUUUAGAAGCUCAAAAUUAUCUGGCAAAUUUAAGGCACUUAACUUUUACCUCUCUCAGGCCAGUGUCCAUUAAAGUACUAAUUCAACGGCCACUGGCAACUAGAAUUAAGGACAGGUCUCUGUGCGUUCACCACAGUGUAUGUGGUCUUGCUUGUGUGUAAUUCUUAUGCUGCCAACAGAAGGCUCAUGGUGGGUACAAGUGAAGGGUAUUCUUAUUGAUUUGUAUUUCCUGUUGCAUUAAAAGCUCAGUAACAGCCUGCCUCCCCCUCCCUCCUGAUGCUCCUGUCCUCUGCAGCACUGCGCUCUGGGUUCAAUUCACUUUCAGCUCUCUCACGUCAAAAGUUUUGGAGCAAUAAAGUCUUUCAAUACA
This is a messenger RNA of Scylla paramamosain (green mud crab), 3726 nucleotides long. Its product is annotated as trinucleotide repeat-containing gene 18 protein-like. Lineage: Eukaryota; Metazoa; Arthropoda; Malacostraca; Decapoda; Portunidae. The record is from RefSeq and is a predicted model, not a curated record. The transcript is spliced from 5 exons. Bases 168 to 1040 code for a protein of 290 amino acids.